AUGAACACAUUCAAGGCUGGAGACAAUGUUUUUUUUCAACAUCCAGAGCACUCCUGGCUAUGUGGUGUUAUCAAAGCUAUCACAAAAGGUGGAAUAGUUUGUGUCACAAAAGAUCCAUUGAGAAAAGAAGUCAUUCAAGGCGAAUUGAUUACAGUAAAAACGCCGGAGGAGGUAGUGCCGCUUCAUGAAGAAUAUCUUCUUGACGCACCAGACGACCUACUUGACCUUACCAUUCUCCAUGAAUCAUCUUUACUUAGGUGCUUUUACCUGCGUUACAUGAACGAUGUGAUCUAUACUAAUAUCGGUGGUAUAGUGGUGGCGUUAAAUCCGUUUACGUUUGCUGUCCCAUGGUAUAAGGAUACUCAAAUUCGGAAUUAUUUAGAUGCGGGACGUAAUUUGAGCGGAGCGAGUAUCCCCUCAAACUUGAUGCCGCACUCGUGGGCUCAAGCUCACGUUGCGUACUAUGAAAUGGUGGAUAGUAAUGAAAAUCAAUGCAUUAUUGUUUCUGGUGAAUCUGGAGCCGGGAAGACAGAAGCAAUAAAAUUAGUGUUAAAGUAUUUGGGUAUUGUGUCAUCACUGAGUGAAACAAAAGAGGAACAAGAAGCUGCUUUACACGUAGGAAAAAAGUUAAUUGCUUGUUCACCUAUUUUGGAGUGCUUUGGGAACGCAAAAACUGUGAUAAACGACAAUAGCUCUCGGUUUGGUAAAUUUAUGAAAGUGAAGUUUAGCGCCAAACAUCGUCUCGUUGGCGCUGAAACAACUAAGUACCUUCUUGAAAAAAGUCGAAUAAUAUCUGCUGCUCAAGGAGAGCGUGUAUACCACUCAUUUUACCUCUUAGCACGCGCGAAAGCGAGUACGGCACGUGUUCUUGGUCUUGAAUAUGAGAAGGAAUAUGCUUCACUUUAUUCAGGGGGCAUAAUGAACAACACCAAAUAUGACACCGAAAAUGAUUUUGACCACGUCUCUAAAGCUAUGCGUUUGGUUGGAAUGACAGACGGUGAAAUUGCCUCUGUCUGGCGUGUUACGGCAGCUGUCACGUCAUUGAUUAAUAUUCGAUUUCUUCCAGAAGAACAUGGCUGCUCUAUUGAUUUAAAAACCAUGAAAUACCUUAGAAAGGCUAUUCAAUUGCUUGAUAUAAAUGAAGAUGGUUUGGUGCAUGAGUUUCUCACGAGUACUCGUGUUUGUCCUGGCAAUGUAUGGACUUCAAAGGCAAACGAUGUUGCGGCUGCCGUCGAUAUUCGCGAUGCGAUGUGUAAGCAUUUGUACGAUGGUGUAUUUGGUUGGAUUGUGGAUCGGUGCAAUGACUUAUGUGAUAUAGAGAAUGAUGGCAAUUGGAUUGGGUUGCUGGAUAUUUUUGGAUUUGAGAACUUAAAAAUCAACUCCUUUGAACAACUUUGCAUCAAUUUGAUGAAUGAACACCUUCAGUAUCACUACAACUUGCUUAUGUUUCAGCGGGAUAUGGAUGAAUGUAGAAUGGAAGGGGUGGAUGUGACGAAGGUCAAGUUUGCUGACAACAUUGGGUGUUUAAAAAUGCUUACCGCCCAGGGUGGUAUUUUUCCUCUUCUAGAUGAAUGUUGUUGGCGUGGAAGGGGAACAGACCUUGGAUUUUUGGAAAAAGUGAUGCAUACGCAUAAAUCAAACAUUUUUUUCAAUAGAAAACUCGCUUCUGGUGAAACGUUUUGUGUGCGUCAUUAUGCAGCGCAGGUCACAUAUAAUGUCAUUGGAUGGAUUGAUAAAAAUCGAGACAACCUUAAAGACUCUAUCAAGUCACUUGUCCGAGGUAGUGGGGAUAGUGUAAUUGCUCGCUGUCUUCCAGCGCCUGUUCCUCCGUCGGAGCGAAGAGGAGGAAAAGAAUUUACCGUGAGUGGAUUCUUUCGUAAUCAGUUGAUGGCUCUUAUGGAUUUGAUUGGUAGCACCAAUCCUCAUUGGAUUCGCUGUAUUAAGCCUCAUCCUGAUAGAAAACCCAGCAUGUUUUGCGGCAGAGAAGUCAUGAAACAGCUAGAGUCAAGUGGUGUACUUGGCACCGUGAAGAUGCGAAAAAACGGAUACCCAGUACGUAUUCCGCGGGAUUUGUUCUGUCGAGAGUAUCGAAUGUGCACUUCUGUAGGUGCGACAGACGAAAAGGCAUUCAUACAAAGCGUACUUCAGCUGGCACGCGUGUACAUGCCUGCUCAGGCCCAAAUCGGCAAAAGCAAAAUAUUUCUUAAAACAGAGGGUUUUAACUUACUGGAAAAGUUGAGGAACCAGCACCUGUUUCGUGCAGCACUGAUCGUUCAACGGAUCGCUCGCGGAUAUCUCACUCGGACUAAAGCUUAUACUCUCUUCGCCGUGCUUAACAACGCUGAACUCUUUUGGCAAACGUUGGGGGGAACUGUGGCAGACCUGCAUGGGAAAGAGGUACAUAGUCGACAUUUAUGCGAGCUUGAGGAAGACCAAGCUUGGAGCACACUAAAAAAGUUGGAAUACGAAAGACGACUUUACCAAGAGACGAUUGAAGCUGCAGAACGGGAACGUGGUGUGGAGGAAGAGGCGAGACGCUUGAGAGAGGUGCGUCACAGAGCCGCUAUUUGUAUUCAGCGCCACGUUCGAGGAUGUCUUGUGCGCAUUCAAUGGUAUCGAAAGCUUUUGGAGGAGAGACGCGCCGCUUUGGAAUCUGAGCGUGAGCUGGCGUGUAUGGCAGAACGAGCGGAAAUGCAGGCUCUUGACACCCAGCGUAUUACCGAUGAAAAGUCAUGGCUGCAGUGGCUUAACACCGUAGAUUCCCUUCGGCGUCAGAAACAAGAGGACGAACAAAGGUUGUUGGAGAAGACGUCACAGAAAACUCGGAUUAGGAUUCGAGAAUUAGUGCGCAAGGAGGAUGAAAUGCGGCUAAAGAUCGAGCUUCACGAAAGUGAUGCGCGUUUUGCUUUAUUUUCGCACCAUCAGUAUCUUACUGCCUAUUACAUGAAGUCUGAGGCUGAGCGACGCCGACGGGUGGAGAAGUUACAAGUAAAGGGCACAGGUACCUUUUGUCCACGGCUCAAGGGAAUACAAACCAGGGGUGAGCGAAGUGCGGCCUCUGACGCACGCAUGCAAAAGACACUUGCCGAGUAUGCGCUUUCCCGGGUUCGUUCAGACUCUGAAAGGCAAGAGUGUCAAAACGCUGGUCUUGCACCCGAUUGCCUAUCACCCAGCACCUCCAAGGAAAGUUUAAUUUUUUGUCAGGUACAAAAAAAGUGGCUCCGGCAGCAGGAAUGGAUGAAUCUCAAAGAAGUGGGCCAACAACCAGCAAGGAAUCCUUCCGCAUUUUCCAUGUUGUCAAGUGCAGAUGACGGUGAAUUUAGUGGUCCAUAUCGAACGAUUGAGGCUUCGCUACACUCCUUGUCGCCGUUAAAGCAUGGAUCAUCGUAUUCUGCACGGCUUUCAACGAGUGGACUAGACAGCAGGGGUAAAAAGGAGUCUUCGCAAAUCUCGUAUGAAGCUGAAUGGAGAAGGAAUAAAAAGGACAAUUCCAUUGAUUGGGAUAGCGUCUUUGGAGCCUAG
Messenger RNA from Trypanosoma rangeli, 3522 nucleotides. RefSeq names its product putative myosin heavy chain. Gene Ontology annotation, molecular function: actin filament binding; microfilament motor activity; ATP binding. The record is from RefSeq and is a predicted model, not a curated record. The coding region runs from base 1 to 3522 and encodes 1173 amino acids. Gene Ontology annotation, biological process: actin filament organization; vesicle transport along actin filament. Gene Ontology annotation, cellular component: cytoplasm; myosin complex; actin cytoskeleton. Lineage: Eukaryota; Euglenozoa; Kinetoplastea; Trypanosomatida; Trypanosomatidae. The transcript has a single exon.